Molecule: messenger RNA, 825 nt
Organism: Miscanthus lutarioriparius
Lineage: Eukaryota; Viridiplantae; Streptophyta; Magnoliopsida; Poales; Poaceae
Source: the annotation of a GenBank genome assembly
AUGUCGUCGGCAGCCGUCGGCGCUGUCGUCACUUGUUGCUCCGCCGCCAAGGACGAGGAGGAGCAGCGGCAGCGGCUGCAGGGGGCAGCUGAGACGGAGCGAGGGCGUGCGGAGGAGGAGUGCAGCGCCGCCGCCGCCGCCGCCGCAGCGGAGCAGGAGCAGCCAGUCGAGGCGGUGGGCCGGAAGCUCAGCGAGGCGUCGCUGUGCGCCACCACCAACACCCACGAGGAGGAGACAGAGGAAGAGGAGGACGACGAGGAGGCGGCGGCGCCGCCCAAGGACAUCGACCUCGGCCCCCGACUCAGUAUCAAGGAGCAGCUCGACAAGGACAAGGAUGAUGAGAGCCUGAGUAGGUGGAAGGAGCAGCUCCUGGGCAGCGUCGAUUUGAGCACCGUUGGAGAGACGCUGGAGCCGGACGUGAAGAUCACGAGGCUGUCCAUCCUGUCGCCCGGGCGGCCGGACAUGGUGCUGCCGCUGCCUGCGGAGCCCAAGAGCAGCAAGGAGCCGUGGUUCACGCUCAAGGAAGGCAGCGCCUACAGGCUCAAGUUCACCUUCUCCGUCGCCGACAACAUCGUCUCCGGCCUCCGCUACACCAACACCGUCUGGAAGGCCGGCAUCAGAGUGGACAACACCAAGGAGAUGCUGGGCACCUUCAGCCCCCAGGCCGAGCCUUACACCUACCUGACGCCCGAGGAGAUAACCCCGUCUGGGAUCUUUGCCCGCGGAUCAUACUCUGCAAGAACAAAGUUUGUCGACGACGACCGGAAGUGCUACCUGGAGAUGAACUACACCUUCGACAUCCGCUGUGAUUGGACGUCAACCUGA